Messenger RNA from Gopherus flavomarginatus (Mexican gopher tortoise), 1045 nucleotides. RefSeq names its product EGF like domain multiple 8 (gene EGFL8). Lineage: Eukaryota; Metazoa; Chordata; Testudines; Testudinidae. Gene Ontology annotation, cellular component: extracellular region; cell surface. Gene Ontology annotation, biological process: anatomical structure development. The record is from RefSeq and is a predicted model, not a curated record. Gene Ontology annotation, molecular function: signaling receptor binding; calcium ion binding.
CAUGGGAGGUGGGGGGAGGGGAUUCCAGCCCCCCCAGGCCACAGGGAGGCUCCAGGCUCAGGCCAGCUCAGAGGCCAGGAGGAAGGAGCAGGGCUGGGCCCUGGGACCAGCACAACAGGAAGCUGCACUGGAAUUGCCCCUCCUUCUCUGAGCACCACGGCCAGAGCCCCCCAAUAUGUCAGGGGUGCUGCCCACCCUGGUGGCAGUGCUGUGGGGGGGCAUCCUGGGGGCCGGGGGACAGGGAGCGAAGCCGGAGAGCCGGGGUGUCUGCGCCCGUCACACCCUGCGGGUCCCCCUGGUUUACAACGAGACCUUUGCCCGGCCCCUGCACCAGCCAUACCUGACCCUGUGCCCCGGGGGCCGCGUCUGCAGCACCUACAGGACCACGUACCGCGUGGCCGUGCGCCAGGUGACCAGGGACGUGCUGCAGACGAGCUCCAUCUGCUGCCAGGGCUGGAAGAAGAGGCAUGUGGGGGCCAACACCUGCGAGGAGGCCGUGUGCCACAAGCCCUGUCAGAACGGGGGCAUCUGCGCCAGCCCCGACCGGUGCCACUGCCGCCCCGGCUGGGGGGGGCGCUACUGCCAUGUGGAUGUGGACGAAUGCCGCUCGCCUGCCUCUCUCUGCCCCCAGCGCUGCCUCAACACCCCAGGCAGCUACCGGUGCCAGUGUGGGCCCGGGUCCGCCCUGGGGCCCAAUGGGACCAGCUGCCACCCGCUGCCCACCGCCCACACCGCCCCACUGCCCACCCCCCCAGUGCGGGGCCCCCCCGCCCCGGAGCGGCUGACCAGGCAGGUGCAGGAGCUGCAGCAGCAGAUGGAGAAGCUGGAGGAGCGCGUGGAGCGGGCCCUGGGUACCCUGCGCCGGCUGCUGCCGCCCCCGCUGGCCGAGCUGGGCCCCGCCGAGGUCGCCGAGCUCUGGAGCCGCCUCCGGUACCUGGACCGGCUGGACUCGCUCAGCGACCAGCUGCUGCUGCUGGAGGAGAGACUGGGGGCCUGCUCCUGCCAGAACGGGAAAAACGGGUUUGGAUACGAAGUGAGCCGGUGA